Messenger RNA from Exophiala viscosa, 1916 nucleotides. RefSeq lists its product as uncharacterized. The record is from RefSeq and is a predicted model, not a curated record. The transcript has 2 exons. NCBI's taxonomy places the organism in Eukaryota, Fungi, Ascomycota, Eurotiomycetes, Chaetothyriales, Herpotrichiellaceae. Bases 72 to 1622 code for a protein of 516 amino acids.
AACACCGGCUGCCUUUUAGCUAUGACUAUCGCCACCACUGAAUCUCCUCUACACUCAUCACCAGCGCUGGGAUGGCUGUCGUGGGUGAGGCUGCCAGCAUCGCAGGACUGGCUGCACUGGCCGGCCAAGCAAUUCAAGCCGCUUCAUCACUCUACUCUUUCAUCAAAGCUUACAAGAACAUUCAUCCCACCAUAGAACGGGUUGCUUCAAUCCUACAAGCAUUGCAUACUUGUUUGAGCGAUGUGCGAAGGAUUGCCUUACACGCUGAUGAUGUGCAUGGUCAUCACCAUCCAGAGGUUGCUGAGAUAUUUUCUUCAAUCAAGUGUUGCUACGACCUUUUUGACCAAAUCGAACAGCGGCUUGAUCCCAUUAAGUCUCGCGUGCGAAGAACCAUAGGCAAAAAGCUUAAGAUUGCAGCCAACGCUGGUUACUUCCCUUCGAUUUAUCAACAACUUUCAAUGCAGCAUCAACGUCUUUCGACCUUGCUGAUCACGGCGACCUGGUUUACCAACAUCGAGACUCUUGUCGCUGUUGGAAAGCUCAAUAUCACGGCCACCGAGAUUCAAGAUGUUCAAAUACAGUCCACACGGCAAAUCGGAAGCCACCUUGCUUCGAUGGAGUCUCUACUACAUUUGGAAGUGGCACAAAAUGCAACAUCAGAGUACCUCCUGCAACAAAAGCUGGACGCCAUAUUGCGAACAACCGCUUCAGGAGCCACGCAAAAUCAACUUGCCGCCAUCGAGGCUAGGCUGGCCUCAUUACAGAUCCAAUGCCUGCAAUCAAUUGACACGGCUCAAUCAGACUCUCUUGCAUCAAUAUCAUCACAUAACGUGCAAGCCUCGGACCCACAUGAAUCGAUCGCAUUGGAUGCUUUUCGAAGCUCACCUUCACCGACUAUCAAGGAAACAACAGAGUCCCUCAUGACAGUUGUGGAUACUGCCCUGGUGCUAAGGGUACAGCGCGGCCAAAUAACGUACGGCCUGCAACCAGAGGAAGAUACAGUCUUUGCAGCCCUAUCAAUACCGCAGAAGAAAGUCGUGGUGCAGUAUCUUCAGUGCCUGAGGCUGGUGAUCUGGCUCCUGCGCAAGGAGAAUUACAUGAUGGUUGCAAGCCGCCAGGGUCCGCGGCCUUGGCCCUCACGCUUAUUGAGAGAAGCUUCGAUGAGUUCCUCAGCAGAACUCACGCAUGAGAUUGAGGUCUAUAACAUGCGCUAUCAACGUCCCCAACCCCAGCCUGCUCCGCUUAAAACUUGGAGCCUUGCAUGGGCCGACAUGAGAGCUUUCAUACGAAUGGUGUGCAUGAUGGAACGAAAACUGGAAUGCACAAUCACCGCCAUCUACGACGAUCUAGAUGCAAGUUACUUUACCCCCGCCAGGAAGAUAGGGUGGGACCAAUGCUCUGGCAUCGACUCGAUGCCAAACAGCCUAUUUGGUGUCCUAGCAAUCGCCGCUCCUACUCACUAUAUCGAAGCUGCAGUACUUACCAGCGCCGCUGCAUGCGGUCAUGACUAUGUACCAGUAUGGAGUAUCGAGAAGGCCAUCAAUGACACUGUCCCACGGCUCUCUGCGAGCCUGUUGAUGGCUGAAUCUCUGCAAGGAGCCUCUCUUCUGGAUUCACCCUGAUGGAACCCGCAAAAUGCUGUAAUAUAGACAUAUUUGCGCUCAGCUACCGCGGCCGGCUCACCGAAUUUCGCGGACUCCGCGUAGGAAGUCAUGAAGUACUAGUACUAUGGCGCACACGUCAGUGAUAACUAGGGGAUCCCGUAAUCGGAUAGGGGUCCAAUGAUGGGAAGCUCGCAAGGAUUCCUGAAAGAACUGGCGCUGGUCGUGGUGUUCAGGAUUAGUAUUGUCCCGAACACGACGGAAGAAGAACCGAAACGAACAUGGAAAAUUCCAAGCUUUGAAUCUUUAUAUGAG